Messenger RNA from Malania oleifera, 639 nucleotides. RefSeq lists its product as uncharacterized. The transcript has 2 exons. Lineage: Eukaryota; Viridiplantae; Streptophyta; Magnoliopsida; Santalales; Ximeniaceae. The record is from RefSeq and is a predicted model, not a curated record. The coding region runs from base 1 to 639 and encodes 212 amino acids.
AUGCGAGAGAUCGAGCGAAGUGUUAUAAGACUCGAAAGCUCUCCUACCGAUGUGGGGUGUACCAUUGAUAGGUUCACACGUAUGCACCCUCCGACAUUUGUAGGAGGACUUAAUCCAUUUAUAGAAGAAGACUGGGUCGAGAAGACUGAGAGAAUUCUAGAAGUCCUCCACUACACAAAUAGGCAGAGAGUCCUUUACGCUACUUUCCAGCUGUCUGGAGAGGCCGGACGUUGGUGGAUUGCAGUGACUCUGCUUGAAAAGCAGAGAGCUAGUCCAUCGAGUAUGAUGUGGGGCCGCGUAAAAGAGGGCACCCUGACGGUGCAGAGAUAUGCAGCCAGAUAUAUCGAUUUAUCUCAAUUCGCACCGUACAUGGUCCCGAAUGAGUACAAGAAGGCUCAGAGGUUUGAGAGGGGUCUAAGGAAAGACAUCCGCCGGCUUUUGGGGAUGCUGCAAAUCCGCGAGUUCUCUGUUUUAAUAGAUAAAGCCACCAUAGUUGAGACCGACCUCCAGGGAGACGAGGUGGUGCAGGAACAUAGGAAGAGACCAGUAUCUUCUGGGUCUCAGACUGGUCCUCGGCAAGGACAGUGGAAGAAGAAUAAGAACUAUAGUUCUGGUUAUCGAGUGUUAAAUUCGGGGUGA